Zophobas morio is the source of this 669-nucleotide messenger RNA. RefSeq lists its product as uncharacterized. Lineage: Eukaryota; Metazoa; Arthropoda; Insecta; Coleoptera; Tenebrionidae. Bases 1 to 669 code for a protein of 222 amino acids. The transcript has 2 exons. The record is from RefSeq and is a predicted model, not a curated record.
AUGCGUAAUGUCUCAGCUAAUGUUAAAAACGAUCCGAAAAGAUUUUGGGGAUUCAUCAAGGCCAAAAACAACAUUUCAUCUGUUCCUACUACGAUGUCUUAUAAAGAAAAUGCUUUAGACGGCCCCCAGAACAUUGUGGAAACCUUUGCAGAUUUCUUUAAAACAGUUUUUAACAUCUCUAAUUCUGUUCAAAAUUAUGAUUACAAUAGUUCAAAUGAUCCAAGUAUCGACUACCUCAAUAUAGAGAACUUCGAUGAAGAAAUUGUAUUCAAAGCUAUGCGUAAAUUGAAACCAACUAUGACUGCAGGACCGGACUUAAUACCAUCAUUCUUAGUGAAACAUUGUGCGACAAUUUUGGCAAAACCGGUGACAAUAUUAUUUAACAUAAUCUUGCGUACAUCCACAUUUCCUGAUGUGGGGAAGCAGUCGAGGAUUACUCCUAUUUAUAAAAAUGGCGAUAGAUCUAAUGUUACCAAUUAUCGACCCAUAACAAUAAUUAACAAUCUGGCAAAAGUUUUUGAACAUGUCCUUCAUAUUUUAAUCUAUCCACAUGUUUCGAAUAUGAUCACAGAUAGUCAGCAUGGUUUUGUGAAAGCAUAUAUGAAUACGGUUUUGGCCAUGCAAGUUCGAACAAGCCCUCAUGAGCAAACCGAAUUCACCGUCCUGUGA